UCGAGCUACACGUCUUGGCUAAUCAAGAAAAUAGGUGAACGCUGUGCUCCCUAUUUCCCUGCAAAUUUUACUGAUGUUAAGGAAUCUUAUUCACAUAAAACAGGAAUAUGACUGGGACUGUGGACUAGCUUGUGUCCGGAUGGUCCUCAAGCAGGCUUCUGCAGGAACCUACAACGAAAGGAACUUCCAGAAAGCAUGUCAGCAACUGGGCUUUGGGACCAACGUCUGGACCAUCGAUUUGGCUAGCGUUUUGACUUAUUUUAACGCUAACUAUAUCUUCUACACUGAAACAUUUGGAGURGAUAUGAGUUAUCAAAAUAGUACCUUUUACCAAGAUGCGUUUGAAAUGGAUGAACGUCGGGUGAAGCACUUGUUUUCGUGUGCUGAGGACCUCAACCUAAAUAUCAAGAAAAGCUCUAUUUCUCUUAACACCAUAUGCAGUAACAUAGACAAUGGUCAUCUAGCAGUAGUUCUUGUGAACAGUAACCUUCUUUAUUGCAAAUKGUGUAGACUAACAGAUAGACAUCAUCAGCUGAGGUACUUGGUGCAUAAGCUCAAAAAAGAUKGCUGUAACUAUAAAGAAGACUAUGCUGGUCAUUAUAUUGUUGUAUGUGGAUACAACCUCCAAGCAAAGUGCUUCUAUUACAAAGAUCCUUCUYGUGAAAGUGGUCUUUGUUGCAUACCAUUCAGAGAAUUUGAACAAGCAUGGCAUUGCUAUGGGACAGAUAGUGACAUUAUAUUCAUUGAUAUGGAAGGUACUAGCAAGAAUGGGCAAGAAUAAUCAUUUAAUUGAUAAUUUUGUUGAAUGCAGUUCUGGUGUGAUGUUAUAAAUCAUGUUAUAGCUUUCGAUCAAUUAAGCCUUGGUCUGGAUAUUAUGCUCAAUAAUAUAUUAUUUGUAUAUUUGGUCAAGAUGUUUAUGGUUUG
Molecule: messenger RNA, 924 nt
Organism: Exaiptasia diaphana
Lineage: Eukaryota; Metazoa; Cnidaria; Anthozoa; Actiniaria; Aiptasiidae
Product: protein GUCD1
Exons: 2
Coding region: 74-781 (235 amino acids)
Source: RefSeq, a predicted model, not a curated record